AUGAGUGCAAUGGUUCUGCGCCUCAAACAGGCGGGCAUCAACACGCAAGUCUUGCAGGUGCAUUCCCCUCUCCUGCUUGCAUUCCACCCCAUCCACCCCUGGUUCCCCCUCUCCUGCUUGCUUUCCACCCCAUCCGCCCCUGGUUCCCCCUCCCUUGCUUGCUUUCCACCCCAUCCGCCCCUGGUUCCCCCUCUCCUGCCUGCUUUCCACCCCAUCCACCCCUGGUUCCCCCUCUCCUGCUUGCGUUCCACCCCAUCCGCCCCUGGUUCCCCCUCUCCUGCUUGCUUUCCUCCCCAUCCGCCCCUGGUUCCCUCUCUCCUGCUUGCUUUCCACCCCAUCCGCCCCUGGUUCCCUCUCUCCUGCUUGCUUUCCACCCCAUCCGCCCCUGGUUCCCUCUCUCCUGCUUGCUUUCCACCCCAUCCGCCCCUGGUUCCCCCUCUCCUGCUUGAUUUCCACCCCAUCCGCCCCUGGUUCCCCCUCUCCUGCUUGCUUUCCACCCCAUCCACCCCUGGUCCCCCCUCUCCUGCUUGCUUUCCACCCCAUCCGCCCCUGGUUCCCCCUCUCCUGCUUGCUUUCCACCCCAUCCGCCCCUGCUUCCCCCUCUCCUGCUUGCUUUCCACCCCAUCCGCCCCUGCUUCCCCCUCUCCUGCUUGCUUUCCACCCCAUCCACCCCUGGUUCCCCCUCUCCUGCUUGCUUUCCACCCCAUCCGCCCCUGGUUCCCCCUCUCCUGCUUGCUUUCCACCCCAUCCGCCCCUGGUUCCCCCUCUCCUGCUUGCUUUCCACCCCAUCCGCCCCUGGUUCCCCCUCUCCUGCUUGCUUUCCACCCCAUCCGCCCCUGGUUCCCUCUCUCCUGCUUGCUUUCCACCCCAUCCGCCCCUGCUUCCCCCUCUCCUGCUUGCUUUCCACCCCAUCCGCCCCUGGUUCCCCCUCUCCUGCUUGCUUUCCACCCCAUCCGCCCCUGGUUCCCUCUCUCCUGCUUGCUUUCCACCCCAUCCACCCCUGGCUCCCUCUCUCCUGCUUGCUUUCCACCCCAUCCGCCCCUGGUUCCCCCUCUCCUGGUUGCUUUCCACCCCAUCCGCCCCUGGUUCCCCCUCUCCUGCUUGCUUUCCACCCCAUCCACCCCUGGUUCCCCCUCUCCUGCUUGCUUUCCACCCCAUCCGCCCCUGGUUCCCCCUCUCCAGACUGCUGUCCAUGCAAACCCUGGCCAUACCCCAUUUCCCUCGGGUGGCCCCAUGCCCGCUCCCUAUGUGGUCACUGCGCCCUCCGCCUCUCCUCAAACAACGCGUUACAGGGCUGGGCAGUGGCAGCAACAGUGGCAGCGCCGUCGCUGUAGCCUCCUCCCCCGCCCCGCGUCCCGCAACAACUUCUCCGAGCAAGGGGAGGGCGAGAGGGCACGGGAGGUGGCGACCACGGCGAAGAGAAGUGGGGGCGAGAGGGCACGGCGGUGGCUGAUGGACGAGCUGGGGGCGCUGGGCGUGGACAGCGGGGAAGAGAAGUGGGUGAGGUGGAGAGUGGGGGUGGGUGAGGUCCGUUCUGUGAGAAUGAUGGGGAGGGGGAAGGGGAGAGCGCAAUGGAGAAGGGUGCGUGGGGCCGGUGUGCACGAGUGA
Molecule: messenger RNA, 1608 nt
Organism: Closterium sp. NIES-65
Lineage: Eukaryota; Viridiplantae; Streptophyta; Zygnematophyceae; Desmidiales; Closteriaceae
Source: the annotation of a GenBank genome assembly